Phytophthora sojae is the source of this 12639-nucleotide messenger RNA. RefSeq lists its product as hypothetical. The transcript is spliced from 7 exons. The coding region runs from base 1 to 12639 and encodes 4212 amino acids. Lineage: Eukaryota; Oomycota; Peronosporomycetes; Peronosporales; Peronosporaceae. Gene Ontology annotation, cellular component: axoneme. Gene Ontology annotation, biological process: axonemal central apparatus assembly; cilium movement. The record is from RefSeq and is a predicted model, not a curated record.
AUGCAGUUCGUGGACGCGUGCUUCUCGAUUACUCCGCUCAGCGGACGAGUGUGGGCGCAUUCGGAAGUAGACGUCGUGGUGUGCUUUACGCCUGAGGUCGCUCAUUUGUACUCCUGCUGCGCAUUUCUGGAGAUCGCGGGUCAGGCAGCUCGGCUCCCGCUUCAGCUUCGAGGACAAGGGAUUGGCCCUAAGGCGAAGGUGGUGUACAACGAGCUCCUGGAUUUCGGCGACGUGUUCAUCAACGACGAGCGCACGCGUGACUUCACGAUUCAAAACAAAGGCGAGAUCCCGGCUGAGUUCGAGCUCAUCCCGUUGUCGAUGCCUGUGGGCACAACACUGAGCGUACAUCCAAGCCAUGGGACGCUGGCCGUGAACGCGAUGCUCAAGAUCGAGGUGACGUUCUUCUCACAGGAGCUGGGGGAAGCGUUUCACCACAUUCGCUUCAGUAUGCAGGGCUCGGACGAGCAGCUGACGGUGCGGUUCAAGGCCAACGUGAUCCCCCCAGUGUUCCACUUCGACGUCGACCAAGUGGACUUUGGCGCCGUGUCGUACUCGUUCCCGCAGACUCGGACGGUCAAGCUGAUCAACGCGUCCAAGAUUGCAAUGAAGUACUCGCUUCGAAUCCCGGAAGAAGCCAGCUACAAGCAAAAGGAACUUGAGCUCGUUCCCUCUGACGGCAAGCUGGACUCCUACGGGGAGCAGCAGAUCACGAUCCGAUUCACGUCUCACAACGUCAAGACGUAUCAAUAUCAACUCGUUGUCGGCGUCACUGGUGUUGGGGCCGACUUGCUGAGUAUUCCAGUGCGAGCCCAGUGUUUUGUCCCAGAGCUUACUAUCCUACGACACGAGCUGGAUUUCGGUCGAUGUUUCUUGCGCUACCCGCACAAGCAAAUGCUGGAGCUGGAGAACAAGUCGACCCAUCUGUAUGGACGCUUUGAAAUUGGCGAGCAGGACGAUCAUUCACGAGCUAUCGCCACGUACAGUGCCAGCGAGUUUGCCGGCAGCGUGGGACCUGGAGAGCGUGUGUCUGUUGAGAUCGCCUUGUCCUGCGAGAAGCUUGGUAGCAUUCGCCUUCCGAUGGUGGUGACUGUCCCGGGAAGCACCGACCUCCCGUUGUCCGUGACGCUCAGCGCCACUGGCUCGGGGCCCAAAGUGGAGCUGGAUCAGCCGGAGAUCAACUGGGGGAACUGUACAUGCUUGGUGAACCACGAACGAGUCCUGCGCAUGACCAAUGUCUCCUUGAUCCCGGCAUCGUACAAAACGUUUAUCCGUAACGCACGCUCCAAGUUUCAGAUCGACCGAAAAGAAGGGAUGCUCAUGGCUGGCGAGAGCAUGGAAUUUGUGCUGGUCGCGAACCUGGACGAUACGGUGGUGUUCAAGGACCAGCUGCAUAUUCUGAUCACGGAGGGGGAGAACCUGGUAGUGCCGCUGUCGAUUCGAGGAACGGGAACAACCAUGUGGUCGCCCAGUGAGCUCCGAGUGAUCGACUUCAGCCAUCAGAUGACCAGCAAAGAGUGCGAAUGGAGUUGCACUCUGGAAAAUAAGGGCAAACGGGUGCAGGUUCUCACGUGGGUCAACAAGACCGUCGCCAAUGCCAACAGCAAGAUCAGUUCCGCAGACCAAGGGGGUUCAUCGAAGAAAGGGUCGAAAGUUGGCCUGGACAGCCGAUCAACCGCCAAGACUAACAAGUCUGGCAGCAGCAACAGGAGCGGGAGUGGUGCUACUGCUGGCGAUGGAAGGGACGAAGUGAUUCCUGUGUUUUCAGUCUUCCCUGGGACCAUCGAACUGAAGCCCCGUACGGCGUGCAUCUUCGUCUUUAAGGGGCUCUCCUCCACCGCUGGGCUCAUUCAAGAAGAGCUGGUGUGCGAAACGCGCGUUGGGAAGGAAAAGGCCAACAAAGUCGCGUUUGUGACCGCCAUUCGCGCAAACUUCGUGGAUCCAAAGCUCACUCCGUCAUCGUCGUUGCUGUCAUUCGAGUACAUCCACCAUCCAGGCAACCAAAUCACGACGCAGUCGCAGCCUCUGAGUCUAACAAACGUGUGUGAGCUGCCGUUGUCGUUCACACUUCGGACGCAAACUCCAUUCGCGCUAGACUGUUGGGAGGCAGUGCUACAACCGGGAGAAAAGGUCGAUCUGAAUGUGGAGUUCUAUCCAGGGUUCAAGGACGACUACACUUGUCGAGUGAUUAACGGCAAGGUGCUCGUGUCCUACACGGGCCACCCCCAGAAAGAUAGCGUCGAGUUGCUGGGGGACAUCAGCUUCCCCAACUUGUCCUUCGAGACCACCAAGAUUGACUUCGGCUGCACGCUGAACGACACGCAGAAGAGCAUCAGCCUGAACGUGACCAACGUGUCGAAGGUAGACACGAGUUUCCGGUGGGUCUUCAUCGAGGACGAGAAGGAGGCGCUAUCAACUGCGACGGCCAAGAAGCCCUACAUCCCCAUCAACCAAGUGUUCGACAUUCUGCCGAUUCGCGGACUACUGAAGCCGAGCGAAAGCGAGAAGAUCGAGUUCGUGUACUACGGACACGCCAACCGCAAGUUUAAGAGCACGGUGGCGUGUGAAGUCGAAGGCGGUCCCGAGUAUGAGCUGACGCUGUCAGGCGAGGCUUCAUCACUUGUGUACAAGCUGGACAAGCAGUCGCUGGACUUUGGGCAGGUUCUGUACAACAAGACUGAAGACCGAGACUUUUCCAUCCUGAACGUGGGCAAAGUGCCGUUUUCGUUCAACAUCAUCGUCGACCACAUCGCCUGCGGGAGGACACUGGAGAUCUCGCCAAUGAGCGGGAAGAUCGCCCCCAACGAGAAGCAGAGAAUCCUCGUCCGCUUGCGGCCAGGCAUCCCCGAGUAUUUCGAAGAGACGGUGAUGCUUGAGAUCGCGCACUUCCAGCCGAUACAGUUCAAGCUCGUUGGGAUUGGCACUUUUGCCGCAGUUUCGCUCAACCUGCCGCGUGAAAACCACCCUGCGAGUUUGAUUCGUGGCGAGGCACCGAAGUGGAAAGAGCUGAAGAAACGCGCCAAGCAGAACAUUGAACUGGGGAUGCUGAAUGCCGCAGCGUCAACGCUUUCGACCACCUACCGAGGAAACGAGAAAUAUACUUCAGUCACCUCCGUGCCAGCUUCACCCCAGGCUAAGGCGGUCGGUCAAAGGCUGGGAGCGCCAGGCAGCCCCGUCCGUGGUGGUGCUGCUGCUCUAGCGAUUGAUGAGUUGGACGUCGAGAUUGAAGCGUGCCGCUUGUUCUUCGCCGACCACUUACUCGUCCAAGAACAGAAGCGGGCGGACUCACGAGCUCUGAAGAGUGCUGAGCCAAGUAACGAGGAUCCGGCUAACCCCGCAGAGCCCGUCAAAGUUGUGACGAAGCCAGCGAGACCCGUGUCGUCUACUUCAGAGACCCGAGCUCAGAAGAAACGCGGGACGGAGGUGUUUCCGUUCAUUCUGUCGCAGUUCGUCUUGGACUUCGGGAACGUUGUGGUGGGGACGCACAAGAUCAAACGGUUUAGCGUCACCAACAUUGGCCACGGACCCGCUUCGUUCCAGCUCGACAAGAACCUGGCGAGCUCGCGUGGUUUCCAAAUUGAACCGGAGCGGGUCGUGCGGCUCCCCGAGAAGCAGUCUGUCGAGUUUACUGUCACGUUCCACGCUCGGAAGAACAUUGAGAUGGGUCUACACAUGGCCCAGCUGCCGAUUGUGAUCAAGAACGGACCUCCCUGUAUUGCGAUGGUCCGCGCUCUCGUCACAGUGCCAGACAUCUCCAUCUCGACAGAAAGCCUCGACUUUGGCAAAAUCGCAGUAAGUACCUGCCACACGAUGUUCACUCAGCUUCAGAAUGUGUCGGCGGUGCCAGCAGAGUGGGCGUUCAAGAAGCCUAUGGGCUCUACGAAAGACGUUGGCAACUUCCGCUUCACUCCGCAGAGCGGGUUGCUGACUCCCGGGGCAAAAGUCAACAUUCAGAUUGAGUUCGUGCCGGACGACGGGCGUCAGUUCAUGCUCAAGCUCCCGAUCAAGAUCAACUCAAACCCAAAGACGCGGUCGAUCGUGUGUCGUGGAGAAGGCUCGGAUUUACGCAUUUCCUUCUAUCCCCCGCUGGUUGAGCUGGGUCCCGUUCUUCCUUGCGCUCCGCCUGAGGAGCAGCUCGUGGAGAUACGCAACGACUCGGACUACGCAGUUGAGGUUUUCUCAUUGGACUUUGACUCGUCGUAUGAACAAGACGAGGCCUUAUUACGCUCCUUGUCGGCAUUUACUUCUGGAGAUACACUUCAACUUCCGAUUCGGGUUCCAGGUCAGUCAAUCACGGAGUAUCUAGCAGAUAACUGCUUGCUUCUUCCCCCACGCAAAGGAAUUGACUAUAUUGUGGUAGGCCCUCCGCGGUGCGGAAAGUCGACGCAGGCUCGUCUUCUCGCUGAGAAGGAGUCUCUGUCCGUCUGGACGAUUGACGGUGCGGUGAGAGCUGUAUGCGCCGCAGAAGGCCCCCUUGCGACUGCAGUGCGUAAAGCCUUGGGGCCUGAAUCUGUCAGUACCAAACUCGCUCGCGUUUUAGACCAGAUUUGCGUUUGGAGACUGGCCCAGCCCGAUCUGAAAGGCGGCAGUAUCCUGGAUGGGUUUGACAACUCGUUCUUGAGUUUCGAGCAAACGCUGAAGUGCUGCGCGAAGGUCUUUGCGACGGCCCGAAUCAUUUUGCUCGGGUUUGACGAGGAUUGUUACGAGUCAAUGUCCGCUCUGCUGACAAGUCAAGAAAUCAAACCGGGGGCUAUCGUUUCUGUUACUCCGUCCCCUUCAAGAGAUCGCUUGACGCCAAGCAGCUCAGGGAAUAUCAGGGAUAACAGCAACAAUUCGGAUGAGAACAAUCAGGAGAAUGCUGAUGAAAACAAGGUGCUGGAGCUGGCACGAUCACUAUCUGCAGAUGUACCGAGGCCUUCAACGUUUGCCGAGUAUACACAGGCGUUGGAGGCCAUGAAGCAUCAACUGGCCUUGUUUCUUCUUCGAGGUGACGAUAGUACGUCUCAACCUCCACAGACAAGCCCCGACAGUCCCAGCAAAGAAAAUAGUGCUGACGCUCUGUGGGCGCAAGUGAAAGACAGGACGACACCUGACAACUUCCUGCUGGAGAUUCCCAUCCUCGAAGUGGGGCCGCCUCUGCUCGUCCACAGCCUGAUCUUCUCUACGAUUGAAAAGUUCGUUCGGGAGCUGGAGGCCAGCCACCUCCCGAUCCCCAGCGCAGCCAAGUUCCAACUCGUUCGAAGGCCCCCCGAGAGGUUCACGCGGAAGCGCAUCGCUCGUUUCUCGUUGCGAUCGCCGUCGGUAUUAUCAGCCAGUGCCUCGGAGGCCAGCAGCGAGAAGAGUCUCCACCUGAGUAGUUCACACUCCCAAGUCCCAAGCAAGCACUCGUCCCGACCUCCCACUGCGGGUAAAGACCCCGAUCACCACCAGGCUUCACGGGAUUCCUCUUCUUCUUCUCCCGCUUGCCGCUGGGUCAUUGCGCCCCAUUCACGCGUGAACGUGCUAGUUCAGUUUGCCUCUGCUGACGUUGGCAACUUCGACUGUAGCAUGGGCUUCGAGAUCAGCCGCCCCGAGGGGGCCUUCGUGCAGAAGAAGUUCGUCAUGUCCAGGAACCAGUUCGAGUUCGGGCCGCUCAUUAUCGGGAACCAAGCGGCGAAGCCCCCAGAGACGGACUGGGAGUUCCUCGAGUGGCAGAAAUCGAGUCCCAACAACGUCGAGGUGUUCCGGAUGUCCAACAGCAGCAAAUUCCCCAUUUACCUUGAGCUUGGCCUGGAGAAGAAGGACGACAACGUCUUUGCUGUCUUCCCACCGACACUGGAGAUCAAGGAGGGCGACACGAAGGAAGUGAAGGUCUGGGCCAACCCCUCGGAGAACGGUCUCCAGGAGAACGCCCUCAUUUGCUGCAUCGGCGACAACCCUGAGCCUGUGGUGUUCCAGAUCAGUUGCUACGGGUGCAUCCCAGAGCUGAAGCUGCGUGGCCCAUGGGAACAGCCCGCAGCAGCGAGCACCUCCGAAAGGGACGACCAUCGACAGGCGCCGGACGUUGAGGAGGCUGGGGCUCCAGUAUCUGCUCGGUCUAGCGUCCCAGGGAGCGCCCCUGUCUCGUCUCGAUCGAAUGCGCCGCCUGUGGAGCAACCCACUGCCCCCUCUCACUCACCCGAUCAACCGCUGUUGGACUUUGAGCAGCUUCUGCUCAAGCGCCAGGACGAGAAGACCUUCUACAUCGAGAACUUGUCGCCUGUGGCUGUGUGUUGGCGGCUGCUGGGCGAGGACUUGCCCGCCGAUUUCCGGAUUUUCCCAGUCGAAGGCACCAUCAAGCCUCUGCAGAAGGUCCCAGUGAUCGUCGUCUUCUCCGCGACGACUGAGGCAGUCCACCAGUUCCCGCUUCGCAUCGAGUUCUCGGACGCUGAGAGCGCCCUCCGAGUGAGCGACCGCAACCGACUGCUGGAGCUGACGCUGUGUGGAGAGGCCUACAAGAUCGACGUGAGCUCAUUCGAUAGCGGGGCGGGUGAAGUGCCGAGCCAAGCGGCGGCUGGGGCUGCGCUCAGCACCGGCGCUCGCCCUGUCGGAGGAGACGGGAGUCUGGACUUCGGUCUCGUUCGCGUCGGAGAAAAGCACUCGCGGUCGUUCAACAUUCGCAACCGAGGCAAGUACAACGUCAAGUACAUCAUCGCCAUACGAAGUGCUGCCACGCGCGAGUACUUCACCAUCGACCCGAGUGAGAUGGUACUGGAGCCAGGGCAGUCGUCGUCGGUCAACGUCACGUUCACGUCCAAGAGCGAAGUGACGCUCCGGGACUGCAAGGACAUCAAGUGCACCAUCAUCGAGAUGCUGUCGGGGGAGGCGUGCCGAGAGUUUUACGUGUACACGAGCGCUCGCUCCGUCUUCAGCAAGUUCCGACUGCAGCCGAAUCGAGGCAUCAACUUUGGGCCGCACAAGUACAGCGAUCAGGCCCAGACCAAGCGAAUCGAGAUCCGAAAUGACGGCGAGUUCCCCUUCAAGUUCCGCGUCCAGGGGUCACGACCAGCGAGUGCGAGCGAGAAGCAAGAAACGUUGAUGAUAGACACGCCCAUUGCUCCGUCCACACUAACCUUGGGCCAGUUCGCAAUUACGCCGGACUGCGGGACGGUUGACCCUGGCGUUACCGCGGGACUGGACGUGGUGUUCCAGCCGAAGGACUGCGCCGUGUACAGCGAGACGCUCCGCAUCGAGAUCUCAGGGCGCAACACGGACGAUGCAGCGGAAACGGGCAUGCUCUUGUACGAGCUGGUGGGCGAGAGCUGCUACCCAGGCAUCAACACCACCGACUAUGAGAGCAUCUUCGAGGAGCAAACCGUGGUGCGCUCUCUAGGCGUGGAGUCGGCUAUGCCGUCCUCAACUCUGCGCAGUGGGGCCUUCCCAGGCAGCAUCCAGGCCGUCACGUUCGCGGAGAAGGAGAAGGUAUUCUCCUUUGGGCCUCUAAUCGCUGCGGCAAACUGGAAGGGGACGGUGGAGCGCUUCAAGAUCUCCAACCUGAUGAAGGUGAGCUGCACGGUGCAAUUCUCUAUUGUAACAGGUCUUAGUAGCUCUGGGGAGGAAGAAUCCGAGGAGGGGUCGCAGGCGUUCACGGUGCAACCGGCGGUAUGGGAGAUUCCUCCUCUCGAGCACCGCUUCGUGAGUGUCUACUUCCGUCCAACUACUAUUGCGUUGUUCCACGCCACCUUCAGAGCGAAAGUCGACGACAGUCCUCAUCAAAGCAACGUGGCCGAUCGACUUUUGGAGUUCGAGAUGCGCGGGGAAGGAACGAUGCCCUGUGUCACUGUGACGGAGCCCACAAGCAGGGAAUCGACUGGUGCGUUGGUGGUGGAUUUUGGUCGAGUGCGGACCUCGAAGGCCAAGGACAUGCGAUUGGCGCUGCGCAAUGACGGGAUUCUCCCCGCGACCGUGCUCUUUUCCAUCCAGACGAACCCCAACUUCCUCUUCGCGCUGGGCAAUGGCUCCGUGGUGGUGCCGCCUAAAGCUACCGAGACGCUGACCUUGCAGUUCCGACCUCAAAAGGUUCACGACGAACCAACGACCUCGCAACUGAAGCUCACUGUGCAGAACAACCCGUUCGAAGAGACCACGUUCAAGUUGUUUGGGACUGGGUACCGGGAAGAUCUGGUGUUUGAGGACUUGCCUCGAGGACACGAUGCUGAGUUGUACUUUGACGAUAUUCGCCUUCCUGAUCCCAGUUCCUCUGACGACACCAAGGAGGAAUCCGCACCAUUGAAUGACUCGGCUCUUGUGGUGAAAGACACGAAAGUGUUUUCGCUCUGCAACCAGUCGUCGGACAUCGUGCGGUUCGAGUGGCCCAAAGCGGAUCCAUUCCACUUUUCCCCCGGCAUUGGGCACCUUAAGCCGAAAGCUCACAAACUCAUCAGAGCGACAUUUGAGCCCGGACUGGACGGGGAGAAGGCGAUCAUCUUUCAAGCUCAUCGCAUCGGGCUGCAGGCUCAACGGAUCUCGUACAAGGGCAGCUCUGCCAGUCAAAGUCAAAGUGACGAAAGUGGUUGGGACGAGUCGAUUCAGACGAUCUCGUUCGAUGGAAAACCGGGAGCUGUCAGCGUUUCCAAGCAGGCCAUAGCGGAGCCCGAGUUCGACACUAUUGGAACUCCAGCGACCAUUGCGCUGAGCUGCUUCGCCGCUGCAGACGUGCUGUUUUUUGAGUGCGACACGACGUCGAUCGCCUUUCGGAAGACCUUCAUGCUGCAGGUGUGCACCCACCGAAUCACAGUGCACAACAAGAGCAAGAUCAAGUUGGUGUACUCGUGGAGGUGGGAGGAGGGACAUCCAGGCCAGUCCGACGCAGUCGGCUAUCCCCCGAUCUACGCAGGAAUAGACGACAACUGCCCGUUUGUAGUGACCCCUGAAAGCGGCGUCAUUGAAGGGGAGGAAAGUCAAGCCUUCACCAUCAAGUUCGCGCCCAUGGAGGUGGAUGAGUACUUCUACUGGCUGUGCUUCGAUGUCCCAGACGCACUAGGGGACAAGUCUACAGCGCUGAAAGUGGACGUCCGUGGGGGUUCUCUGCGUCCUGCCUGCCACUUCGACGUCAAGAGGAGCGACUACGCCCAGUGGCGAGCGCCGAACCUUGCUGGGCCCCAUGGUGAACUCGGACCGCUGGAUCCGUCAGUGAAGGUGAUUGAGAUGGAGUCUCUGGGUGUUCGCGUGCGCAACACGCGUCGAUUCUACGUCGUGAACCCGACCAACGUGUCGUACGAGUUCUCGUGGAUGCCCCAGGGAGAGACCAAUCCGUGUUUCAGAUGUGCGACUCCCAAGGGCCUCAUGCUGGCCGGCAAGCGGUGUGAGAUGAUCUUCGAGUUCACUCCACAGCAAUUGGAGCUUCAGGAAAUGUUCUGGUUCUUCAAAAUCCCCCACUUCCAAGUCAACCAGCUCUUUCUGUUCGUCGGAACAACCACGGAGCCUCGCGUGGCGCUGGAUCGUGGCAGUGUAAACUUCAACACGCUGCUGAUUGGAACGAAGACGUCCCAGAGCAUCGCGCUGGUGAACCAGGAGCACAUUCCCUUCAACUUUGUGUUUGACAAGACGUCGCUGGACUUCGCUGGGGAAGUCCCCGCUCUGAUCGUCCACCCGCUGAGCGGGGUGAUCCCACCCAACAGCCGAACGUCGAUCGAGAUCGAAUUCAUCCCGACGGAGGAAAAGUCCUACAGCUUCAACCUGAACUGCAUCAUCAAGCGCAAGCCCACGCGUUUGUCUCUGAAUGUCAAGGGGGAGGGCUACAGCAUCCACGACGCGCUAACGCUGGCGUCCGACGAUCACAACGAGAGUCGGGCGCUGCUCCCUGGACCUGGCAACGUGUUAGACUUUGGGGCUGUGCGAGUGAACGAGGAAGCGCACCGCUCCGUCGUGAUCCACAACAGCGGUAAGUUCAACUUCGACUUCAACUGGAGCGUGGCCAAGCAGCCCGCAGCCUUCAGCAUUGAGCCCAUGCAGGGGACGAUCAAGAAGAACGACAAAGCCACCUGCCGACUCGUUUUCGCCCCGACCAAGCAGACGUCUGUGGACGGGACGCAGGCGACGUGCACCGUCGCGGGCUCUCGCAACUACGUGGUGGCGCUACAGGGCAACGCGGUGCCUCCGAUGCUGCAGUUCUCCUUCACAUCUCACGACUUUGGGCCGUGCUUCAUCGCAGAGAACGACUCGGCCCCCAUGGCGGAGGUCACGACACUCACCGUCUUCAACAUGGACCCGGAGAGCGGCAUUGACCUCGACUGCUUGUUCGAGAAGAAGCCGCAUCUGCGCGUCGAGUGUCCCCCGACUGUGCUGGGGCCGCGCGAGACGAUCAACAUCCCAAUCGUGUUCACUGCGCGGCAGGAGGUGGCGUACCUUGAAGUGGUUCCGUUCACCAUCAACGGCUCGUCCACAGUCAACGUGAGUAUCCGUGGAGAGGGCGUCUACCCCAAGGUUGAGCUCGUCAACUCGUCCAUGCAGAUGGUCGUUCUCGGGAACCUGCAGAUCGGGCAGCAAGCCUCGCGGACGGCCAAGAUCGCGAACCGGUCCAAGCGGAAGACGGUGGUCGAGUGUGUGGACUCCCCACAGCCGGGGGUUCCAUCGCUCGAGGCCCUGGGCAUCUCCAUCUUCCCUCAGCACGAACUCUCGCUCCGAGCGAAGGAAAGCGCCGACAUCGAGUUCCGAUUCGCCCCAACGCAGCGGAUCCCGAGCUUCCAAAAGGACGUCUUCAUCCGUGUGGAUAGCAGCGUCAAGAAGCUGCUGACGCUGUCGGGCUGCUGCCAGGGCAUCGAGGUGGGGCUGGAGACCGACACCCUCUCGUAUGGAGCGGUCUGCUUAGGCAGCCAGCUCGUGAGGAAGGUGCGCCUGCAGAACCGCGGCGAUGUCGCCACCAAGUUCCAGUGGAGCGUCCGCGAGUUCGCCCCCGACUUCCUCGUGUCGCCCGUGGAAGGCAUGGUGGCGCCGAACCAGCACAAGACCAUCGAGGUGACCUUCAAGCCGGCAGCAGUGAACCCAGACAUACGCUAUGAGCGAGUGACGUGCAUGAUAGAUGGGACUGUCCCCGCUACGCUGACGCUGGUGGGCUCGUGUGUGCCCCAGGCGACGUCUUCGAUCCAAGACGUCCACUUUGACUCCGCCGUCCGACAGGAAUCGCACAAGGCGAUUGCGAUCGAGAACGCGACGGCCUUCCCGUGGAACCUCUUCCCAGUCGUGCAGGGCGACCACUGGUCCUGCCCCGAGAAUGUGCUGGUACCAGCCCACGGCAAGGCCAACCUGGACGUGCUGUACCUGCCCCUGACCAUGACGAAGCAGAACUCGCAGGAAGAAAUUGACUCGCAACGUCCUUCGAUCCACAAGGGCUCGAUCUUCCUGGCCAUUCCCGACGGAAGUGCUCUACUGUACAAUGUGCUGGGUAAGGCCUCAGCGCCACUGCCCGCUCCCGCCAUCUCCCUCUCCACUGCAGCGAAGAAGACGCUGUCGAUCUCCGUCCCGAUCAAGAACUGGCUCAAGACCCCUCAAACGUUUGCUGUGGACAUCCAGAAACCUCCAGGACUCGAGUCGGUUGUGGUACAGGGGCCAUCCUCCAUUCUGCUGCAUGCUGGAGUGACUCGCAACUACAACAUGAAGUUCUUCUGCUACACUGAAGGGACUGUGGAUUUGGCUCUACGGUUCGUGAACCAAGAGAGCGGUGAAUACCUGGCACAAGACGUUCGCGUAGCGGUGGCCAAGGCUGUGGAUGUGGACACGCUCUACUUCGAUGCCCCUGUGCGGCAGUCGGUCAAGAAGACCGUUUCCAUCGAGAACCCCUUCGAGCGCCAGCGCCAGAUCAACUUCUUGGACAAAGUCCACUGGUGGAAGUGCUCGAGUCCGUCGAUCCGCGUGCGUCAGAUCAAUGAGAUCAGCGGCCGCUCGGAAGGCUCGUACGAGAUUGAGUACCGGCCGACACUGCACUCGGAGACGCCCAUCGAGGACCGACUGACGAUCAGCUUCGUGGAGCUGGGCGAGUACACGUACAACCUGGUGCUGAGCACCCAAUCCGUUGGACCCGAGCGCAUCUUGUACUUCAAGGCCCCACUCGGCGGCUCUCAAACCCAGACGUUCAGCUUCACGAGUUACGCCGAGACGGCAACGGAGCUGUCGUGCUCCGUCCAGGACCCAACGUCGUUCUCCGUGCCAACGAGUUGCAAGGUGGAGGGGUCGCCGUCCUGGGAGGGGAAGCAGGAGUCGAUCCUCAUCAAGUUCGAGCCUGAAGCUAUCGGCGAGUUCCGAGACACGCUUACGCUCUAUUCGGACAGCGUUGGCGAGUACAAGUGCACACUGCAAGGAAUGUCAGUGCCGCCGCUGCCUCAAGGUCCUUUCGUCUUCUCGGCGUCGAAGGACAUUGAGUUCAAGAACGUCUUCUCGACGCCCAAGGACUUUGAGAUCAUGGUGGACAACCCUCGCUUCGUGGUGUCGACGGCCUCGUUGUCCAUCCCUGCAAAGUCCUCUCGAGCUAUUACAGUGAAGAUCGACCAGCCGGCGCCUUCCUCUGCGAGAGGCGAAAAGUUGACGACGCAAGGAGGCGCGAGUGAGACUGGCAAGCUCUUCGUGUCUUGUCCGCAGCUGAAAGAGCUCCCUCCGUGGGUCUACUAUCUGGAGGCGACAACACCAUGA